AUGGCGGUCAAUUCGUCCCUUCUUGGCUUCCUUGGUCUACUCUGCAUCGUUCUACAGAUUGCUGAGGUUCUUGCAACCCCUUUGGGGAAGGACUCCGGUUCCGUCGUCCCGGUCACGGAACUCCAAUUCCGUGGAGAGACUACCGCAGUCGCCCACCGGAAGCUGAUGCAGACUUUGUCACCAACGCAGACGCUAGGUACGUCGUUUGCGUCUCUCUGCGCGCCUAUUGACCAGUUCAAGAACCCGCUGACCCGCGUGUACUGCUCCUACAACGUGUCGAUCGGCGGUGCCCCCUUCAUGUCACUGACGGUCUGCACGUACAACGCAACCGGUGCUCUACUAGUUGCUGGGCUAGUCACGGUUCCCCCGGCCACUAGUAUCCGAGGCUUCACAGAGAUUCUACCAACAGAACCCGUCUCCUGCCCGGGGAGCACCUUCCCCAACUCUUGCCCCGCGUCGCUUCAGCCUAACUUUGCGGACGCGAGCGCUUUCUACCAGCAGAAUAUCUGCGUGUACGCCGUAGCCGCAUCAAACACGACUACUCCCCUUUGUGCUUACGAUGCGACUGGCGCGUCAACCGGGAUAAACGGCCGCAAUUGCCCAAGCAGAAUCGGCGGGCCCCCAACACCUGUUGCGUCCAUUUGCGCGGCUAAUGAUAACAGUACGCCCUCGAAGCCGCUGACCCGCGUGUACUGUUUAUUCAACGUUAACACAAACGUGACGAUCAGCGGUGUCCCUGCCACGCCACUAACGGUCUGCACGUAUUACGCAACCGGUGCUCUCCUCCCGUUUCCUCCGGCCACCGUUCUUGGAGUUAGCACCUGCCCAGGAAGCACCGCCCCCAACACUUGCCCCGCGUCGGUUCAGCAGACCGCCUCUGCGAACGCGAGAGCUUUCUUCCAGCAGACUAUCUGCCUGUACGGAAACAUUGCAAGCGGGACUUCCUCUUUUUGCUUUUACAACGCGACUAGCGCGCCAAUCGCAGGAAACGCCGCCAACUGCCCAAAAACAAUCGGCGGGCCCUCGACGCCUGCUCCAACACCUGCGCUGACGCCUGCUCCGACGCCACUGACGAGUGAGUCGCACUUCAAGUGA
Klebsormidium nitens is the source of this 1095-nucleotide messenger RNA. The record is from the annotation of a GenBank genome assembly. NCBI's taxonomy places the organism in Eukaryota, Viridiplantae, Streptophyta, Klebsormidiophyceae, Klebsormidiales, Klebsormidiaceae.